AUGUCAGAAGGUCAUACAUCCUAUGAAGAUAAUAACGUUAAUAUUACCAAAGAACAAUUUACAGAAUAUCAGAACCUUAUAAAUUAUAUCGUUGAACAAGAUCUUUUAAAUGAAGAACUACUACUCCAGUCAGAGCAACUAGAGUUACUCUCAAACAACGAUAAUUUGGAACAAGUCUUGCAAAAUCUGCAAAUACUCGUAAAAGAUCGACAAAAACUCUUAAAAGCACAGCAUGUAUUCUUACAAGAACUCUCACAGGAACAGCAAGCAUCCUUACGAGAACAGGUAAACAUAAUGCAAGAAGAGUUAUCACAAGAACAGUUAGUAUUUCUGCAAGAAAACUGCCUAAAACAGCAAGAAGAACUUUUACAGCAAGAUACAUUCUUACAAAGAAAUAAUGGAUUACAAGCAUUCUUAGAACAACAGCAUAUACAAACAGAAAACCAAGGAAAAUUACUCUCACGAAAACAACAAGUGUUCUUACAAAAACAAGAACUGUUACUACAGAAGCAGCGAAAAAGCAUAAAACGCCUUGUUUAUGAAAUCGAUUCUAUAAUUACUAAUAAGAAUGUUUACGUUGAGUAUAUUUUACACAACCUAUCGCCGAAUAAUAGUCUAAAAACUAAUGUGAAAGAUGAAAUUAAUAAUAAUAUGGAAACAAUUCAAAAUAAAUCUACAUGGAUUAAUAAUACAUUGGGAAUGUUUGGAUUAUCUGAUAAUAAGCUUCACGAACUUAAAUCACAAAAUCAAGUACUUAAAAAACAAAAUCACGAACUUCAAUCACAAACUCAUCAACUACAAUCACAAAAUCAACAAUUGCAAUCGCAAAUUCAUCAACUGCAAUUACAAAAUCAUCAAUGGCAAUCACAAAACGAUAUUCUUCAAAGAAAGUUAGAGGAAAGAAGGCAGCAAAUUAAAGAAUUGAUAAAAUCUAACGAGGACUUCAAGAGAGAAACCACCGAGUAUCAAUUAGCUUUGGGCGAUGCAACUAAUUUUCACUUAGGGAGCCAAGAUUAUAAUAAUGCUGGCCAAUUAUCAAAAGACAUUCAUACUUUACAUGAUAAUUUAGAGAAGUUUUGUGGAUUGAAAAAGGGCGUUGACGUUAAAGAAAUGGAAGUAAAAGAUUUCUUAGAAAGAUUUGGUCAUUCAAUUGCCGGCAAUAUACGUAAAGGUAAUAAUAAAAUUUUGAUUGCGGCCUUAUUAGAACGGCACGUGCUAGAAGAGCUCAUCAUUAAAAAAGUCGGAGAAUACUUCGAUGCUCAAGAGAACAAUAUAAAUAGUGAACAAGAUGAUAAAGAACAACAACAAAGUUUGGAAAUAAAAAUAGUUAAUGCAACUGAGCAAUUAAUUAAAUUGUUAAAUUCAAUUUCGACAAAACGCGCUGGAACUGAUAAAAUUAGCAAAGCUGUUUCAACAAAAUUACGUCAACAAAUUUAUGGUGUUCUUGGAGAACGCGGAUUUUCCAAUAUUGUUAUCAACGAAGAAGAAAAAGAACAUCCAUUGAUUAUAAAUUUACGAGCAUCUAUUAUCGACUUCAUGAACCGCUAUCGUACAAUUAAGGAUGAAGAAAGAUUAUUAGAACAUAAAAUGUUAGUUGAUGAGAUCGUUAGACAGGCUGUUAGAAUAUUUUUUUUCCGACUAAAAGUUCAAGAACCCACCGCCCAUUGGAAAUUUUUUGAAAAAGACACACGAGUCAAUACUAUAAUGAUGGAUGCAUCUUGGGACGAAAAUGAACUUAACGAUUUAUGUGUUGAUGUUUGUGCAUUUCCGAUAAUUGGAUCUAAUCUUUGUGACGCUGAAAAAGCUGAUGAUAAUUUGAAAGUUAUCUUUCCUGCACGAAUUAUAACAGCUUCUGCUCAUAAAAGUCAUUAA
Messenger RNA from Ambispora leptoticha, 1872 nucleotides. The record is from the annotation of a GenBank genome assembly. Lineage: Eukaryota; Fungi; Glomeromycota; Glomeromycetes; Archaeosporales; Ambisporaceae.